AGAGGAUGAUUAAAGCGCGAAGAAGAUUAUGCGCAUGCGCUGUUAAAGGCUACGUCAGCUCUUUCUGUACAAAGGUGGAAACUGUGGAAGCUACGUGGCUCUCAUUUCUCCUGCGUUUUUACCGAACAGCACGUCGGAAAUAGCCCGAACACCAUGGAUCAGGUUAUGCAGUUUGUUGAGCCCGGCCGGCAGUUCGUCAAAGACUCCAUAAGGCUCGUUAAGAGGUGCACAAAACCCGACAGGAAAGAAUUUCAGAAGAUUGCCAUGGCCACAGCGAUUGGGUUUGCCAUCAUGGGUUUCAUUGGCUUCUUUGUCAAGCUCAUUCACAUUCCCAUCAACAACAUCAUUGUUGGUGGUUAAAUCCUGGUCAAACUUCAAUCUAUGGACAGGAGACGGUGAAUGCAGUGUUAACGGCUGAUGUGAUUGGGGGUGGGGUGGGGUGCUGUUGGGAUGGUAUUUUUACAUUCUGUGUUCAGCAUUUAUAAGUCGCUGUGUAAAUAAUAAAAUAAUUGGAAGUCUGAAA
Molecule: messenger RNA, 523 nt
Organism: Archocentrus centrarchus (flier cichlid)
Lineage: Eukaryota; Metazoa; Chordata; Actinopteri; Cichliformes; Cichlidae
Gene: sec61g
Product: SEC61 translocon subunit gamma
Exons: 4
Coding region: 154-360 (68 amino acids)
Biological process (GO): intracellular protein transport; protein targeting
Cellular component (GO): membrane
Molecular function (GO): transmembrane protein transporter activity
Source: RefSeq, a predicted model, not a curated record